CCGGGUGGUGGUGGUGGGCGCGGGGCUGGCGGGGCUGGGAGCAGUGCAGCGGCUCCGUGGGGCCGGCUCCGUGCGGCUGCUGGAGGCUGCGGCCCGAGCCGGCGGCCGCGUCUGCACCCGCCCCUUCGCGUCAGGGCUGGCAGAGAUGGGGGCACACUGGAUCCACGGCCCCUCGCCAGGGAACCCCGUCUUCUGCCUCGCCACCCGCUAUGGGCUGCUGGGCCCGGAGGCUGCCCGGGAGGAGAACCAGCGGGCAGAGGCCGGGGGUCACCCCCCGCUGCCCUCCGUCACUUACGGCAGCUCAGGGAGGGUGCUGAGCCCCCAGGCGGUGAGUGAAGCCCGUGACCUCUUUGCCACGCUCCUGGCCUCUGCCCGUGAUUUCCAGGGUGCUGAGGACCCACCGGUGUCCAGUGUGGGACAGUACGUGCGGGCAGAGAUCACCCGCAGGGUGCCUGCCUUGGGGGGGGGCAAGGAGGAUGCCCGGCGGCUCCAGCUGGCCAUCCUCGCCACAUGCCUCAAGCUGGAGUGUUGCAUCAGUGGCACCCACAGCAUGGACCUGGUGGCCCUUGAGCCCUUUGGGGAGUACAUUUCCCUGCCAGGCCUGGACUGCACUUUCCCUGGUGGCUACAGCAGCUUGCCCGAGCGCAUGCUCUCAACACUGCCAGAGGGCACGGUCCUGCUCAACAAGGCAGUGAAGACCAUCCAGUGGCAAGGCUCCUUCCACGAGGAGGGGGAUAAUGCUAGGGAUUUCCCUGUCCGUGUGGAGUGUGAAGAUGGAGACACCUUCCUUGCUGACCACGUCAUUGUCACCGUCCCACUGGGUUUCCUCAAGGAACACCACCAGGACUUCUUCCAGCCUCCCCUGCCCGAGCGGAAAGCAGAGGCCAUUCGCUGCCUGGGUUUUGGCACCAACAAUAAGAUCUUCCUGGAGUUCGAGCAGCCUUUCUGGGAGCCCCAGCAGCAGCUCAUCGAAGUGGUGUGGGAGGAUGAGUCUCCCCUCAAGGAGCCCAGCACCGACCUGGAGGCCAACUGGUUCAGGAAGCUCAUUGGAUUUGUGGUCCUCCAACCACCAGAGCAGCACGGGCACGUCCUCUGUGGAUUCAUCGCAGGGAAGGAGUCGGAGUACAUGGAGACACUGAGUGAUGCAGAGGUCCUCAGCACCAUGACACACGUGCUCCGCACGCUUACAGGGAACCCACUCCUGCCCACUCCCAGGAGCGUGCUCCGGUCCCAGUGGCACAGCAGUCCCUACACCCGGGGAUCCUACAGCUACGUGGCUGUUGGCAGCUCUGGGGAUGACAUUGAUGUCCUGGCUCAGCCCCUGCCCGAGGACCCCGAGGACCCCAGGCCCCUGCAGCUCCUGUUCGCCGGCGAGGCCACGCACCGCACCUUCUACUCCACCACCCACGGGGCGCUGCUGUCCGGCUGGCGAGAGGCCGAGCGCCUCAACCGGCUCCUGGAGACCCCCUCCGGCUCCACGGUGCAUAAAUAAACCCGGUGCUCUGC
Messenger RNA from Melopsittacus undulatus (budgerigar), 1506 nucleotides. RefSeq names its product polyamine oxidase (gene PAOX). Lineage: Eukaryota; Metazoa; Chordata; Aves; Psittaciformes; Psittaculidae. Bases 146 to 1492 code for a protein of 448 amino acids. The record is from RefSeq and is a predicted model, not a curated record. The transcript is spliced from 7 exons. Gene Ontology annotation, molecular function: polyamine oxidase activity.